AGAGAGAGAGAGAGAGAGAGAGAGAGAGAGAGAGAGAGAGAGAGGGGGAGAGGGAGGGAGGAAAACAGGCCUCCACCCUGACUAUGAGUGAAAUGGGAGUGUGUGUGAGGGAUAAAGCGGCAGCACUCGACAUCAUCCACUGUACAUCUGUGAUCUAAAACAGCUAUGGAGAAAAGGGCCGAGUGUAAGAUGAAGGGAGAUUAUAUUUGGCCUACAAAAGUCUGUGUCUUCAGUGGAUCAGAUAAACUGUACAGGCCACAUUAGAGUAAAACACACACACACACACACACACACACACACACACACACACACACACACACACACACAGAGGAGUUCAAAAUAACGUCUGUGCUCGUCUGCACUAAUCUGCACUCGUCUGCGCGAUCGUCUGUACUCGUUCUUCCUCCAAACCACAUGGAGGCACAGCAAGGUUCUCCGGACAGCAGCAGUGAGGAAUGUACCGUUCUGGAGGCUUUUCCUGGCAAAGAAACAGUUUGCACUCAACAUAAAGGAAAAGUGGUAGCACUUUAUUGCCUGGCCUGUGAGAGUGCAGUGUGUGAGGAGUGUAUUGUUGAAGAACAUGCAGCUCAUCGGACAGAUUCACUGGAAAAAAUUGUGGAUCAGCAGCGAACAGCAUUACAUGAAAGUGUGAAUGCAGCUCAGAACAGGCUUCCUCAGAUCAGAGAAGCUUUACAGUCACUGAAGGACAUCCUGCAUCAGCUGAGCACUCAGAAGAACUCUAUUGAGGAAAACAUUCAUUUCUCCUUCAGUGAGUUGCACAAGACCCUGGACACACGUAAGAGUGUCCUGCUCAUGGAGUUAGAGGUCACCUAUGGAUUAAAGCAGAAGGUUCUUCAGAAUCAGUUAGACACCCUGCUGAAAGAGGAGGCUGAAAUCAGCAACAGCUGCAGUCAGAUGGGAGAAGCGUUGGAUGGGGCAACUGAGGCUGUUGUUCUGCAGACUCAUAAAGACUUUGGAGAGCGAUUGAGUGAGCUGUCCAGCCAGGGCCUUCCCCUCCAACCUGAGGAGAACGAUCAGUUGGAGCUCAUGAUGGAAGUAGAGGGUCUACGCAAAUCCAUCCACAACUUGGGCGCCAUUAUCACCACCAAUGCCGUGGCCAGCCAGACUGAGGCUUCGGGAGAUGGUCUGGAGCAAUGCAUUGUAGGUCAGCCAACGUCCAUCAUCAUAACCACCAGAGACAAGUCAGGAGGCUUGUGUAAGUCAGGCAAUGCGGCCAUCUCGGGAGAAGUCUUCACUCCUGAUGGCAGUGUCAUGGAUGGGGAGGUUUUGGACCAUAAGAACGGCACCUAUGAGUUCCUUUACACAUUGCACAAGGAGGGCGACUUUAGUCUGGCACUGAGACUCUACGAUCAACACAUCAAGGGAAGCCCCUUUCAGCUGAAGGUCACCAAUUCUCCAGACGAUUCUCCCACUACCACGUCCGGAGCCAACGCUGCCUCCACGGGCUCCAGUGAGGGCGGUGCGAGGAGACGGAGCGCCAAGUCCCCGGGGAGCAGGAGUCGACAAAAAGGGGUGCGGAGAGGGGGGAGCUUGUUCAGCACACCCAAGAAAAAAGUAAAUGCCAUCGAAGACGAUCUUAUCUUCAGAAUCGGAACAAAAGGAAGAAAUAAAGGGGAAUUUACAAAUCUCCAGGGUGUCGCUGCCUCAGCAGGAAGUAUCCUGAUUGCAGACAGUAAUAAUCAGUGUGUUCAGAUCUUCUCCAAUGAGGGAGAGUUUCUGAGCCGGUUUGGAGUUCGUGGUCGUUCUCCAGGGCAGCUGCAGAGACCCACUGGAGUCGCUGUGCAUCCCAAUGGUGACAUUAUCAUUGCUGACUAUGAUAACAAGUGGGUUAGCAUCUUCUCCAGUGACGGCAAAUACAAGGCUAAGCUGGGCGCUGGUAGGCUGAUGGGUCCGAAGGGUGUGUCUGUGGAUCAGAAUGGUCACGUUAUCGUUGUGGACAACAAGGCCUGCAUGGUGUUCAUCUUCCAGCCAAGUGGGAAACUCGUAACCAAGUUUGGCAGCAGAGGGAACGGUGACAAACAGUUUGCAGGGCCACAUUUCGCUGCAGUCAACAAUAAUAAUGAAAUAAUCGUCACUGACUUUCAUAAUCAUUCAGUCAAGGUGUUCAGUGCUGAAGGUGAGUUCCUGCUUAAAUUCGGCUCGAAUGGUGAAGGUAACGGUCAGUUCAACGCUCCUACAGGUGUGGCAGUGGACGUUAACGGGAACAUCAUCGUAGCUGACUGGGGGAACAGUCGCAUUCAGGUGUUCGAUGGAAGCGGUUCGUUCCUGUCCUACAUCAACACGGCGGCGGAUCCUCUGUACGGGCCGCAGGGUCUCGCCCUGACCUCCGACGGCCACGUGGUGGUGGCUGACUCGGGGAAUCACUGUUUUAAGGUGUACCGUUACCUGCAGUGAUUCUCACCCUCACAAUUAUCACCUGCUGUCCUGCUGCAGAUCCAUCACGCUUUCCCUCCUCCUGCUAACUGCUUCUGCUGAAUGACUCGAUGCAUAAUUAAUGUCAGGCGAAUGUUUGGGAUUUCUGAGGCUCCUCCAGUGAAGGUGUGGUCACAUUUAACUUCCAGGUUCUGCAGGUUAGCUGCAGGAAUCCUUUCACCUUGUUCUCAUGGUGGAUUUUAUUUCUUACCUGUAGUGUAGUGUAGGUUCAGUGACCUCAAUGUUUGACCCUUUAAAAACAUCGUUGUCUAUCACCAAAGCGUAAAAAUACAGAAUUUUAAAGUCAUUUCGACUGUCAAUCAUUCACCAGGAAUCAGAUACGUACACCAGGUGUUUAAAUGAAGAGAAAAUCUGCCUGUGUGUGUGUGUGUGUGUGUGUGUGUGUGUGUGUGUGUGUGUGUGUGUGUGUGUGUGUGUGUGUGUGUGUGUGUGCUGCACAGGUAAACACACUCUCAGGAGGUAUACCGUGACCACAGCUUUUCUGGGUCUUGGAGACGGAUAUUUGGCGUCUUGUUGUUGUACGAGGUUUUACAAUGAGCAUGUGUUGGGAAUCGAAGCUGAAAAGUCCUUUUCUCUCUGCACUUUCUCGGUUAUAUCUGAAUUCUGCCCUGUGCAUGUGAUCAUCGUUCUUCAAGAACAUCACGCGUUAACUCCUGCUGCACGUAAAAUAAAGUAUUCUUGGUCA
Messenger RNA from Silurus meridionalis, 3139 nucleotides. RefSeq names its product tripartite motif containing 2b (gene trim2b). The record is from RefSeq and is a predicted model, not a curated record. Gene Ontology annotation, molecular function: protein binding; translation repressor activity; ubiquitin protein ligase activity. Lineage: Eukaryota; Metazoa; Chordata; Actinopteri; Siluriformes; Siluridae. The transcript has 12 exons. Gene Ontology annotation, biological process: protein polyubiquitination; negative regulation of translation; proteasome-mediated ubiquitin-dependent protein catabolic process. Bases 415 to 2415 code for a protein of 666 amino acids.